Brassica napus (rape) is the source of this 2397-nucleotide messenger RNA. RefSeq names its product cysteine-rich receptor-like protein kinase 11. The transcript has 7 exons. Gene Ontology annotation, biological process: protein phosphorylation. The coding region runs from base 192 to 2153 and encodes 653 amino acids. Lineage: Eukaryota; Viridiplantae; Streptophyta; Magnoliopsida; Brassicales; Brassicaceae. The record is from RefSeq and is a predicted model, not a curated record. Gene Ontology annotation, molecular function: protein kinase activity; ATP binding.
CUUUUCUUGGUCCAAAUUUGACAUUCAACAUUCAAUGUAUUUGCAGGUUUGGGGAUCCCUGGUAUCAGUUUGACGAAUUCAACAUUAGAAAUUUCGAUUUUCUGUUUAAUAGUAAUAGUAAGAAACUACCAGAUGCGAAAACAUUAGAAAGACAACAUUUUUGCUUUUUUGCUUAUAAUUUUCAAGGGAAAAUGAAGCAGAUGAGUUUGUUUCCAAUACUCAGUUUUGUCGUCAUAAGCUUUGGCGUUGCUUCAGUUUCAGCACAAAUAUGUUUGAACAAUGGGAACUUCAGCUCCAACAGUACCUUUAACGCAAAUCGUCGUAUCAUUCUCUCUUUUCUUCCGUCCAAUGUCACGACUCAAGACGGCUUCUAUUACAACGGUUCCAUUGGAGAAGGACCGAACCGGGUCUACGCAAGAGGGAUGUGUAUCCCUGGAUCAACUGCAGAUGACUGUUCUGAUUGUAUCAAGACCGCGUCUGAUGGUUUGGUACAGAGUUGUCCCAACCAAACAGAAGCGUAUUCAUGGCCAGGUGAUCCCACUCUCUGCCUUGUCAGCUACUCCAACACUUCUUUCUCAGGAUCUGUAGAUUCAGACGGGCGUGUAAUAUUCACUAACACUGGAGAUAUAACCUCAAAUAUAACAAAAUUCACGGAAAUAUGGGAAGACUUGGUUGUUCGUAUGAUUGAUAUAGCUUCUGCACCAAAAGACACACCAUCCUCAAGUAAUAACUAUUAUACAGCUAAUAUUGCAGCCUUAAACCCUUUCCAAGAUAUAUUUGCAUUGAUGCAAUGCACGCCGGAUCUUUCUUCUGGUGAUUGUGAAUAUUGUCUGCGACAAAGCGCAAGGGACUACCAGUCAUGCUGUGGUAAGAAGCAAGGAGGCGUUGUUAUGCAGCAGAGCUGCUUUUUCCGUUGGGAUUUGUAUGCAUACUCUAAGGCUUUUGAUAAUAUUAUGGUGGCUUCUCCUCCUCCUAUGACUAUACGGUCCACACCACCAUCCGCAGGCGCGCCGGCUAACCAAAAUGACAAUAGGCCCAGUAAUUCUCAUGACCGAAAUAGAAGAGGAAUCUCUACAGGAAUUGUUGUGGCGAUUACGGUUCCAACUGUUGUUAUCGUUUUGAUAUUGUUCUCUCUUCGAUUUGUUCUUUGUCUGAGGAGAACGUCACUGCAAAGAACUAAAUACGAAUCUGAUACUGAUAUUUCAACUACAAAUUCGUUGCAAUACGAAUUUGAGGCAAUUGAAGCUGCAACUAAUAAGUUUUCAGUGAGUAAUAAGCUCGGUGAAGGUGGAUAUGGUGAAGUUUACAAGGGUAAGUUGCCAAAUGGAACUGAAGUCGCAGUGAAGAGGCUCUCUGAAAUGUCAGGACAAGACACAAGAAAAUUCAGAAACGAGGUUGUACUUGUAUCAAAACUUCAACAUAAGAAUCUGGUUAGGCUUUUUGGGUUCUGUUUACAAGGAGAUGAAAAGAUUCUGAUCUAUGAGUUUGUCCCAAACAAAAGUCUUGACUAUUAUCUAUUCGAUCCUGAAAAGCAAGGUCAGCUAGACUGGACUCGGCGAUACAAGAUCAUUGGAGAGAUUGCUCAAGGGAUUCUACAUCUUCAUCAAGAUUCACAUCCCACAAUCAUAUACCGUGACUUUAAAGCCAGCAACAUACUUUUAGAUGCAGAUAUGAACCCAAAAAUAUCAGAUUUUGGAAUGGCCACAAUUUUUGGAAUGGAGGAGACUAGAGGCAACUCCAAAUGGAAUGCUGAAACCUUAAUUUACAUGUCUCCGGAGUUUGCUAUGCAUGGCAAAUUCUCCAUGAAAACUGACGUGUAUAGCUUUGGAAUCUUGAUUCUUGAGAUUAUAAGUGGCAAGGAGAAUAGCUAUCUCUAUCAGAUAGAUGAAAAUACUACUGCUGGAAACUUGGUCACCUAUGUUUGGAGGCUUUGGACAAGCGGUUCACAACUAGAGCUAGUGGAUCCGGCCAUGCGAGGGAAUUAUAAGAGUAAUGAAGUCGCGAGAUGCAUCCAUAUUGCGCUCUUAUGUAUUCAAGAAAAUCCAGAAGACCGCCCAAUGCUAUCAACAAUCAUCACAAUGCUCACCAGUAACACAACCAUUCUUCCAGUUCCUCGCCUACCAGGAUUUUUCCCGCAAAUCAGGCACAACUAAGUGAUUUAGAGCCAAGCCAAUACAUGAAGUCUUUUCCUAGCUCAGUUCACAAAAGAUGAUAUGAAGAAAAGUCAUCAUAUUAGAAAUGUUAUAACAUAUAUAUGCUCAAACGAUAUUUGAUUUAUUACCCCACUAAUAAGAAGCAUUGUACGUUUUUAUGCAGUGAUUUGUAAACUUUAUAACCCUACACACAUGUAUGUAACUUGGUUUUAUAAUAGCCGGUUCAGUGGGAUCAAUUUUUAAA